Messenger RNA from Ipomoea nil (Japanese morning glory), 1566 nucleotides. Its product is annotated as protein FAR1-RELATED SEQUENCE 5-like. Lineage: Eukaryota; Viridiplantae; Streptophyta; Magnoliopsida; Solanales; Convolvulaceae. The record is from RefSeq and is a predicted model, not a curated record. The coding region runs from base 1 to 1566 and encodes 521 amino acids. Gene Ontology annotation, biological process: regulation of DNA-templated transcription. The transcript has 3 exons.
AUGAGGAUUAAUCGCAAGUUGGAUCUUGGGCAUCAAAUAUUUGUCGCUAAUUGUGCGAAGGCAAAUAUUGGUUCUAUUAAAUCGUGGAAGCUUUACAGGCAAAUGGUUGGAGAUUAUACUGAUGUUGGGGCCACUGGUGUAGACUUUCAGAAUUUUAAGCGUGAUUUAAUGGCAUACAUUCGCGGCGGCGAUGCACAAUUGAUUACUGAGAAGUUCCUUCAUAAAAAAGAGUUAUGGUCUUCAUUUUUCUUUGACUAUGAUGUGGAUGAGUAUGAUCAGCUUUCACGUGUGUUUUGGGCAGACCCAGUAGCACGACGGAAUUUUGCGUGCUUUGGGGAUGUGGUUUCUUUUGAUGCGACGUAUCGGACGAACAGGUAUAAGCUUGUGUUUGUGCCAUUUACCGGCAUUGAUAAUCACAAGAAAUCAGUCACGUUUGCCGCGGGGUUGAUUGCAAAGGAAGAUGUUGAGUCCUAUGUCUGGUUGCUUGAUAAUUUCAAACGAGCUAUGGGCCACGAGCCAACAUACAUUAUUACCGAUCAAGAUCCAGCCAUGCGGGUGGCUGUCCCCACGGUGUUCAAGUCUGCACGUCAUCGCUUCUGCAUGUGGCAUAUCAUGUCAAAGGUUGGUGACAAGGUGGGUUCAGUGGUUGCCAAGGAUCAGUCGUUUCGCCGUGCUCUUAAUGAUGUUGUUUGGGAUGAGUCGAUAACAAUAGAGGAGUUUGAAUCUAAAUGGCUUGGUGUUAUGGAGGCCUAUGGUCUCAGUGAGCAUAGGUGGUUCCGCCAGAUGUUUGAUUUACGUGCAUUUUGGAUUCUAGCUUUUUUUCGAGACUUGCCUAUGGGUGGUUUGUUGCGAACGACUUCCCGGUCGGAAUCGCAGAAUAGUUCAUUUGGGGGUUGCACUAAUUGUCAUGCGAGCUUAGUGGAGUUUUUCUUUCAUUUUGAAGGUGCUAUUGAUUGCCAAAGGCAUAAGCAGGCUAAGCUCAAUGCGGCAUGUGAGGGCCAUUUGCCAGUGGUGAAGACGCCUUUGGCAAUUGAGCGGUAUGCAGCUGCUGUUUAUACUAUUACUGUAUUCUAUGAGGUGCAGGCAGAGAUUGUGGCUGGGUGUUUUGAUUGUUCUGUUGUGUCUUCCGCUGUUGAUGGUGUCUUAAAACGUGUUGGAGUAGAAGACACAUAUGGUGUGGCCAAUAGCAGGGGUGAUUCGAAGCAGGUUUGGAAUGAUUUUUACAGUUGUGUUGCUCUUGCCAGGCAUAGCUCGGAUCGUAUUAUGGAGUUGUCCCGUGUUUUGAAGGAGUUGAAACUGUCAUUUGUCAAUGCCGACACUAGUAUUGGUACGUCCAUUGGUAAGUCUGGUGUUGUUCAGGCGUUUGGUGGUGUGAUCACGUCUUCUAAUAUUCUUGUCCACCCACCAACCGUUGCUAAGAAUAAGGGUUCUGGGAAGCGGUUCAAAUCGGCCAAAGAGCUUGCUGCAGAGAGAGCUGCAAAGUCUACACGAGAGUGCAAGACUUGUCACAAAUUUGAUGGGCAUGACAGUCGUAAUUGCCCGCUUAAAGACUUGUUUAUAAAAUAA